This is a messenger RNA of Microdochium trichocladiopsis, 1300 nucleotides long. RefSeq names its product splicing factor, Prp19-binding domain-containing protein. The transcript has a single exon. Gene Ontology annotation, molecular function: RNA binding. NCBI's taxonomy places the organism in Eukaryota, Fungi, Ascomycota, Sordariomycetes, Xylariales, Microdochiaceae. The record is from RefSeq and is a predicted model, not a curated record. Bases 210 to 1217 code for a protein of 335 amino acids. Gene Ontology annotation, biological process: mRNA splicing, via spliceosome. Gene Ontology annotation, cellular component: U2-type spliceosomal complex.
AGCUCGAUGCGGAAGCCGAGGAGCGGCGCGCAGCGGCGCGCAAGCUAGAGCGCGACGCCGCGGAGGCUGGGUUCGUGACCGAGUCGGAGAAGAGCUCGGACGAGAAAGACGGGGAUGACGACGAAGAUGGGUCUGGGUCUGACGAGGAGGAGGAGGAGAGCAGCGAGGAAGAGAGCUCGGACGAAGAGGAACAGAUCAAACCGCGCCUCAUGUUCCGGCCAAAAUUCAUACCAAAAUCACAACGCACGGGCAAUGGCGCCGACACGAGCGGUGCAGGUGGCUCAUCCCGCACUACGGAGGCCGAGGAGGCGGCGCGGUUGGCCGAGGAAGAGGAACGCAAGAAGAAGGCCAUGGACGAGCUGGUCGAGGAGCAGUUGCGCAAAGACGCUGCGGCCAAGGCUGCAGGCAAGAAGCACUGGGACGACGUGGUGGACGAGGAAGAGGACGUCGACACUGAGGACGACAAGGACCCAGAGACAGAGCUCGCGGCGUGGAAGCUGCGGGAACUCAAGCGCAUCAAGCGCGAGCGGGAAGCCAUCGAGGCGCGAGAAAAGGAACGCGAGGAGGUCGAACGGCGGCGGAAUUUGACCGAGGAGGAGCGCCGAGCCGAGGACGAGGCGUUCCUGGCGAAGCAGCAGGAGGAGAAGGACGGAAAGGGCAAGAUGGGCUACAUGCAAAAGUACUUCCACAAGGGUGCGUUCUAUCGCGACGACGCGGAGGCGGAGGGCCUCGCGAACCGCGACAUUAUGGGCGCCCGCUUCGCAGAUGACGUCAAGAAUCGCGAGCUUCUGCCCAAGGCACUGCAGAUGCGGGACAUGACCAAGCUCGGCAAGAAGGGCGCAACCAAGUACCGGGAUCUCAAGUCUGAAGAUACCGGCACGUGGGGUUAUGACACCUCGCGUGACUGGAGGCCAGGAAAGGACUCGUUUGAUCGCUUCGGCAAUGUCGACGAGCGAUUCAAGUCGGAUAGGGAAAGGGAGCGGUCUGGACCUGGUGGUGCCAAUGCUAUACCCCUUGGCGAGCGCAGAGAUGAUCGGCGCCGAGACAGGAGCCCGCGGGAUAGUGACAGACGACACGACUCAAGACGGCAAUCGAGAUCGAGGUCAAGAUCCCCGCGUCGCGACCACGACAGGGAUAGCAGCAGGAGGAAACGGGACUCGUCACGGGAAGGAGCUCGCAUUGAGAGUGACAAGAGGCGGAGGAUUGAUUCCAGGUAGUCCCAUGGUUAAUGAGAAUGGCGUGCAUUGCUUGCCGGCCGGCAAGAACAUGAUCCUUUCGCAUCCAAUGAGGCACGUCACAU